Messenger RNA from Musa acuminata AAA Group (dessert banana), 1917 nucleotides. RefSeq lists its product as uncharacterized. Lineage: Eukaryota; Viridiplantae; Streptophyta; Magnoliopsida; Zingiberales; Musaceae. Bases 1041 to 1592 code for a protein of 183 amino acids. The record is from RefSeq and is a predicted model, not a curated record. Gene Ontology annotation, biological process: ribosomal small subunit biogenesis; rRNA processing. Gene Ontology annotation, molecular function: rRNA binding; snoRNA binding; structural constituent of ribosome. The transcript is spliced from 6 exons. Gene Ontology annotation, cellular component: Mpp10 complex; small ribosomal subunit; small-subunit processome.
GGGGAGACAGAAAGAUAGGAAGGAGUUGGAGGGGAAUCUGAGGUGGGUGGUGAGUGCAUGCUUCUUUGAUGGGACCCCGUGAAACAAUUGCCUUUAUUUAGAUGCUUUGUGUGCUAUAGAUUAGAGUUGUGGGUGGGGCAAUGUCACUGAAGUGGCCGUCGGAUCAUAUCAUAUGCAAUGACAGUAAACGCGAAAAGGACUGAAUCAUCUCGGACGAGCAGUAGUGGCUGUGAGGAGGAUGAGGAAUGCUCCCUUAUCAUUGUAUUUUGAGGUGGUGAAGGAAUUCUCUCUGACAUGCAUAUAUGAGAGCAAGAGAGAAAGAGAGAGACAGAAAGAGUCAUAUCAGGCGUGCCCAAGCUUGAAGAAUAUGACAGAGUGGAGAGAGAGAGAGGCUGAGAGAAGUCAGAGAAGAAAAGCUGGGAAGCGUGCAUCAUCACCAUCAUCAACAGCAGCAGCAUCAAAACCUAGCACCACCUUCCAUGGCUUUAGAUUGCCAACCUAUUGUGAUCUCUUUCUCUUACAAAUUACUCGACGAGAUUUCGAACCCUCCUUGACAACUUGCUUACCUCCUUCAAAGGCUCACAGCGGUCCCGCAUGGGCCCACGACUACUUUCAUCACAUGCCGAGUGGCUGAGCGAGUAAACGGAUGCUCCAUGGACCAUUCCACCCAUUACGAGAACAAUAUCGGAUCCGGAUUCGACAACGAAACUGACCCGGAUCCGACACAAAUAGUCCGGUCGGCCAUAAACUUUCGAUUCCCUCUUCCGUGAGUGGUUCGGUGAGGGCCAAGCGAGCAAAUAUAACACAACUCGAAAAGCCACCACCGGUCUAAGCGUGCCCUCGGCUCCCUCCGUGCCCUAAACGCUAACUCACUGCGUUCCGCGGCUUGGAGGCCGUCAGGACGCGCCUCACCUGCGCCUGUUUCGUCGCUCGGCCGUGGUUCUACCUGCCUCGGCCUCAGGCCCUUGACCAUCCGUCGCAGCCGACGGCGAGCCACAACUCUUUCGCCUCCUGUGUUGGUCAUUGGAGAGUGAAAGAAUAUGAGGAAGUUGAAAUUCCAUGAGAAGAAGCUACUCAAGAAGGUCAACUUCAUCGAGUACAAACGCGAAGGUGGCCACCGUGAAGCCCUUGUCACGCGCCGUUACCAUCUCACCGAGAGAGAUGACUACAAGAAGUAUUCAAGUAUAUGUAGGAUGGUGCAGAAGCUAGUGCAUAACUUGAAGCAAAUGGAUCCCAGAGACCCUUUCCGUAUCGAGAUGACGGAUGGAUUGCUGGAGAAGCUCUAUAAUAUGGGUGUUAUUUCAACAAAAAAGAGCUUAGCAAAGUGCGACAAACUUUCAGUUAGUUCAUUCUGUAGGCGCAGGCUAGCCACAGUUUUGGUAUACCUAAAGUUUGCUGAGCAUCUGAGAGAGGCUGUAACAUACAUUGAGCAAGGCCAUGUCCGGGUAGGCCCAGAUGUGGUAACAGAUCCGGCAUUUCUUGUGACGAGGAACAUGGAAGACUUUGUGACUUGGGUGGACUCUUCUAAGAUCAAGAGGAAAGUGAUGGAGUACAAUGAGAGAUUGGAUGACUAUGAUGCGCUGAAUGCCUAAAGUUGCUUUUACAAGUCAAGAAUGCCAGUUUUUUCAAUAUCCAUUGGUGGGGGGCUAUUUCUGACCGCCGAGAAAUUCUUAUCGAUCGCAAUUAGUCAAAUGGACCAAUGCACAUAAUGCUAAAAUUUUGGAAUCAGAUUAUUAGUUGAACCUGUGUAUUAUUUUAUAUAGUCUUGUCUUCUGCUUUUAGUAAUGUUGUAGUAGUAAAUGAGUAAAAACUGUAAUGGGCUACCGGAAGUAUUGCUGAGCCAAUGUCAUGUUUAGGUUGGAUGAAUUAAUAGCUUCAGAAAUAUGUGGAACAAUCAGUCAACCUUGCAUGGUUUUA